Molecule: messenger RNA, 432 nt
Organism: Plasmodium inui San Antonio 1
Lineage: Eukaryota; Apicomplexa; Aconoidasida; Haemosporida; Plasmodiidae
Exons: 1
Coding region: 1-432 (143 amino acids)
Source: RefSeq, a predicted model, not a curated record
AUGCCGGAAGCGGAAGAAGAAGUGCAAGAGGUCAUAGAGGAGCUGCAGGAAGUAGCGGAAGAACAUCCAGCAGAACCAGCAACAGAACCAGCAACAGAACUAGCAACAGAACUAGCAGCAGAACUAGCAGCAGAACUAGCAGCAGAACAGCCAGAGGAACAGCCAGAAGAACAGCCACGAGAGGAUGAAGCGGAGGAACCACGGGAGGAAGUCGGGGAAGAGGAGUCCUCUGAAUCGUCUGGCGAUAACUUUUUCCGAGGGAUACACAUUCGAGAAUAUAUAGAUAUUCUAGGUAUUAAAAACAGUGCCGGAAAUAUGGUGAAAAAUGUGUUCAACAUAUUUGGUGGAGAGAAUGGGAUUGUGAGCAUGUUCAAGGAUUUCGCAGAGAAUUUUGCCAAGAACGACGAAAAUGUAGACGAAAAAAUGGAAUGA